Morone saxatilis (striped sea-bass) is the source of this 2720-nucleotide messenger RNA. RefSeq names its product ring finger protein 130 (gene rnf130). NCBI's taxonomy places the organism in Eukaryota, Metazoa, Chordata, Actinopteri, Moronidae. The transcript has 8 exons. The record is from RefSeq and is a predicted model, not a curated record. The coding region runs from base 1 to 1014 and encodes 337 amino acids.
AUGGCCACAAGAAGCAACAUGGUGGACCGGCAGGGCUGCGACCCCGGCACUCGUUUCCUGGUCCCCCCUCGGGUUGGCCACUGGGUGGCGCUGCUGCAGAGAGGCAACUGCACCUUUAAAGAGAAGAUCCUGAAAGCGGCAGCCUACAACGCCACGGCCGUCCUCAUCUACAACAACUCCACCGACGAGACGGUCAAGAUGGGACACGAAGGGACCGGUGACACGGUGGCGGUGAUGAUCACGGAGGCAUACGGUAAAGAGAUCCUGGCUCACUUGGAGAGGAACCUAACGGUCCUGGUGUCAGUGGUGGUGGGUCAACGCGGUCCCACCAAAAACAUCAACCGAGGCUCGCUGGUCUUCGUCUCCAUCUCCUUUAUCGUCCUCAUGAUCAUUUCGUCGGCCUGGCUCAUCUUCUACUUCAUCCAGAAGAUCCGCUACACCAGCGCCCGCGACCGCAGCCAGCGUCGUCUUGGUGAUGCAGCGAAGAAAGCUAUCGGGAAGUUGACCACAAGGACGGUGAAGAAAGGAGACAAGGAGACGGAUCCAGAUUUCAACCACUGUGCAGUGUGUAUUGAAGCGUACCAGCUGAACGAUGUGGUUCGGAUUCUGCCCUGCAAACAUGUCUUCCAUAAAAUGUGUGUGGACCCCUGGCUGAACGAGCACUGCACCUGUCCCAUGUGUAAACUCAACAUCCUCAAAGCUCUGGGCAUCAUGACCAGUCUUCCCUGCGUGGACAGCGUGGUGUUGGACGUGGAGCGUCUGGGCGUCAGUCAGGCGUCCGGCAGCCAGAGGGCACCGCUGAGCGACAGCAACCAGCCGUCCAUCAGCCUGGCGCCGCUCAGUCCCCCCCACGCUGAAGCCACGCCCAGAACACCUGCUGACAUCACCAUCGCCGUGACCAGCGGCGGCCAUUUCUUUAACAGGAACUCGAUGUCUCCUCGUAGCGUCGUCUGUGAGAUGGAGCUGCCGGACAUCCAGGCCUCACUUGACCUCUACGACGACAACAAGUCCUGAGGCCCGUUGCCAUGGUUAUGAUCCCCCUCCCACCACCACCACCUCCACCGACUGAUGGACCGAUUACCUUUUAUGGACGCAGAAAGUGUUCCUGUGUUCCCUGUCUGGAGGGGGAUCCGAUCUUUUAAACAUUACUUCAUGUUUUUAUUUGCCCUAGAAGAAAAAAAAACUUUGGAGGACUUGGAGCUGGUAGCUGGGUCAAAUCGUUAAAAAUAUGUUUUAAAACAGAGAACUGAACUUCAGAUCCAAGUCCAGCCCAGGAACCAGAACUGGGUACCUCUGGUAAAACUGGAGGUAAUGUUGUUGAGCACCCAGAAAAGUUCCUGGAGAAGUAAAAGCGCCCUUUGUUCUUGGAAAACUUACGGAAUUUAUUAAUUAUUGGAAAUGUCCUGAGUUCUUAAAAAGGUUCCUGAGUUUUUGUAAAGUUUCAGGGCUCCAUACAAGAAUCCUGGAACAGUUUCUGAGUUCCUUAAAAUGCUCCUCUACAAAGUUUCUGGAUUCUAAGAUGUUGUAUAAAGACUUUCCUUAGUUUCAGCUUCCCAGACUCCAUAAAAAGGUUCCCUGAAACAUUUAUUGGAUUCUAAUAAAAGCUUUUGGAAGAGUUUUGCAGAUCCUAAAAAGGUUCCUUGGUUCUGGAAAAAGUUUCUGUAAUACUUAUUCAAAAAGUUUUUAACCCCUUAAAAGGACAUUGGGUUCCUGUAAUGCGGUUCUGUAAAUGUCCCUAAGGUUCUGGAAACAUUUCUGGGGUACUGGGUUCUUGCAGUCCUUUGUACCUAAAAAAGGUUCCUGGAAAAGUUCCUGAGUGCCUAAAUGUUUCCUGGAAAGGUUCUUAAAAUGGUACCUGUGUUCCUGGAAAAGUUCCUAAAAAGGUUCCAUGGUUUCCUGGAACAGUUCCUGAGCUCCUAAAAAUGUUUGAAAACAUUUCUUCCUAAAAAGGUUCCUGAAAUGAUUCAUGGGGUUCUGAAAAGGUUCCUGGAAAAAUUCCUGAGUGCCUAAAGGGUUCUUGGAAGGUUUUUUUUUUAACCUGUGUUCCUAGAAGAGUUUCUAAUGUUCUCAAAAGGUUCCAUGGUUUGCUGGAAAAGUUCCUGAGCUCCUAAAAAGCUUUAGGAAACAUUUCUUCCAUCAAAGGUUCUUGAAAUGGUUCUUGAGGCUUCAAAAAGGUUCCUGGUCUAAACAUACGUACCUGAGACUAUCCUACCUGAACCCAAAUGGAUCUGAGCAGAACCAGAACCCAGAAAAUGUUCCUGUGUUCAGUGUUUUCUGAUGUUCUAUGUUCAGUCAGUCGUAACUCUGUAACCCGACCCUCUGAGUGGCUGAAUGAAUAUUACGUCAUUAACAGACUGGAUUCCUGUCAGAGUCGGGAGUCCGUCUGAAGACCUUGACCUGGAUCAGAACUCCUUGACUGUAAACACUGACUGAGCUGGUUCUCCUGUCUAUCAUGAGACAGGAACCAGGACAAGAGGAACCCAAAUCCUUUCUGGAGGAAACAAUCAUGUGAACAUUAAAGUGUUAACUAUCCUGUAGCUGUUUCUCUAUAGAACAAAGAGACGUUAGAUUUAAAGGAACAGUCCAACAUUUCAGUAAACUUCCUGUUCUCUCUGCUGGAGUUCUACAGGGAGGCGUCCUGGGUCCUCUGUUCUUCUUCUUGAACCUUAUAGAGAUGUAAAGGAGCCCAUCAACAUGUAUUAAACACUGUUGUUCUUUUC